CUCUCUCUCUUUCUAUCUAUUGCUUUCUUCUUUCAAUCCACGUACACCCAGAACAACAACAACAAAAAAAAAAGCAUUUUCAAUUUGAUCUUGAAAUUGGCAUUCUUAGGGUUUAUUCUGCAAUUGCUCUUCGGAAAUUAGGCUAAUUCGAAUUUUCACGGGAAGAGUUCAAUUAGCCUUCGGGUUUUCAUUUCGUAAUUGUUAUAGUUUCCCCCCUUUUUGUAAUAUAUAUAAAUUAUAGAUAUAUAUCUAUAUAUUUGGAUAUACAGACACAUAUUGGUAUCGAUACGAACGAAUAUAUAGGGCGCGGCUAUCGUAUAUAUUUGGAUUUGUGUAAACAUUUAGGAAUAUAUACGAAGUUUGGGGUUCUGAGGUGCUUAGGAAACAUGUUGGGGGCAGGACUACAGUUUAAUAGGAGUAGGAACGGCGAUGAUCGGUUUUACUGUGCGGCGAAGGCUCGCCGGAGUCAGAGCCAGAGUCUGAGCAGUCGUCAGAAUCAUCAGAACCAAGAUCAUACCAGAGGAGCUAAGAGCGACUUCGCGGUAAGCCGUUCUGCCAAGUCCGAUGUCCGAGCAUCCGCAGAUGAGCCGCUUAAGGAGAAGCCGGUCAUUGUAGCCGAGCAAGUUCGCGAGGUGUCAUCGGUGUCCAAUUUCCAACAGUUUCUGCAUUCGAUUACUCCUUCAGUCACGGCGCAGCAUCACCCUAAGACAGCAAUGAGGAGUUGGAAGAUUGAUGGGGAAUCUCAGCCAUUUUUUGUGUUAGGUGAUUUGUGGGAGGCCUUCAAAGAGUGGAGUGCAUAUGGUGCUGGAGUGCCUUUGAUAUUGAAUGAUACUGAUUGUGUGAUUCAGUAUUAUGUGCCCUACUUAUCCGGUAUCCAAAUAUAUGCUGACCCUUCAAAGUCUUCAGAGAAAUCAAGGCGGCCGGGAGAGGAUAGUGAUGGUGACUCUUUUAGGGAUUCUAGUAGUGAUGGAAGCAGUGAUUCUGAACAGGAUAGAGGUUGCUUGAAUUAUUCAAGGGAGCAGCAGAAUCAUUAUUGCCCAACACAUGAAAAUUCUUUUAGGAUUAGUAGGCUGACAUUGAGAGAUGAGAAUACUGCAUUGCAAGAAGGUUUCUCCAGUGAUGAAGGUGAAUCUGCAUGUUCUCAAAGAUACUUGCGAUUUGAGUAUUUUGAGAGGAGUCCACCUCAUGGCCGGGAACCUUUGGCAGACAAGAUAUCUAACUUGGCUGUUCGCUUUCCUGAGUUGAAAACGCUUAGAAGUUGUGACCUACUUCCAUCCAGUUGGAUUUCUGUGGCCUGGUAUCCAAUUUAUCGGAUACCAAUGGGCCCUACCCUGAAACCUCUGGAUGCCUGUUUUCUUUCUUAUCAUCGUCUUCAUACACCUCUGACAGCAGGCCAAGGUGCACGUGCUACAGCUGUCACAUGUCCAAGCGAGAUGGAUGGUGUCCCCAAUAUUCUCUUACCUGUUUUCGGCCUUGCUUCAUACAAGUUUAAAGCAUCACAAUGGGCCCCUGACGGUGGAUGUGAAUAUCAGUUAAACAACCUUUCGCAAGCUGCUGGGGAUUGGCUGACAGAGCGCCAGGUCAAUCACCCUGAUUUUAGCUUCUUCUGUCGAAAUUGGAACUAAGUUGGUCACUUGUUUCAAAAUUCCCACCAUUCCAUAGAAACCCGAUAUGAAUACUAUUUGCUUGAUGCGUCAUUUGAACUAUUUUGGAAAGUUGGGGUGUUACAUGUGAUGGUUUUACAUCAUAUUAAUAUGAAAAAAAAAGUAAAAAAUGAAAAAAAAAAAUGAAGAAAAGAAAAAAGCAAAAACAGGAGAAGGCAAAUUCAAGGUGAUGGGGGAGAAGAAUUGGAAUCGCGCUAUUGGAUGCUCGAAUGGAAACUAUCUACCAUGAAGAUGAAAAGACGAGCAGAAGUUUGAGGGGGCGGAGCUUGAGCUUGCCGGUUGUCACGCCAUAGCAGUUUAACAGACAAGGAGGCUAGUAAUUUUUUUUCCUGCCUUGAUCAGAUCUAGGAAAAGUGUAUCUUAUUAUCGUAACUUUGAGGGGGAUUUUGAUAGGGUUUUUUAUAAAGUGAAGUUCAGUUUCCCCUUCCCUUGUGUACAUUGAGACUGUUUUAUAUAGCAUAAAAGUAGUAGUAAGUUAGAGUACUUAGUUUGGUACA
Molecule: messenger RNA, 2161 nt
Organism: Ipomoea nil (Japanese morning glory)
Lineage: Eukaryota; Viridiplantae; Streptophyta; Magnoliopsida; Solanales; Convolvulaceae
Exons: 6
Coding region: 387-1625 (412 amino acids)
Source: RefSeq, a predicted model, not a curated record